Molecule: messenger RNA, 1332 nt
Organism: Aspergillus tanneri
Lineage: Eukaryota; Fungi; Ascomycota; Eurotiomycetes; Eurotiales; Aspergillaceae
Exons: 3
Coding region: 1-1332 (443 amino acids)
Molecular function (GO): methyltransferase activity
Source: RefSeq, a predicted model, not a curated record
AUGACUGACUUUACCCGGCUGAAGGCGUGUCUCCGCGACUUGACAGGCGCCGUUAAAGAGCUCACACAUCACAUUCCUCACAAUGGGGAUUCCGUGGCAGGCUCUAGGCAUGACAUUACCCCAGGAAUCUUGAUACCCCCGGAGGCACCGCCUGAAGCCCAUCGUGCUCGCAAGUCAACCCUGGCGGCGAUUCAUCAGUUAGAGGUUCUACUUGGGGAGCCUACUGACUUCCUUCAGCGCCUCGCCAUCCAGGUAAGCUACAAGGAGGGGACUGAGGUCCUUGCCUGCAUCCCUCUCCAUGGCAGUGUUCCGAUGAAGGAUGUUUCCGACCUCGCAGAUGUUCCUGAAGCCCGGCUCUGGCGCGUGGUGCGCAUGACGGCGACUGCAGGAUUCCUUCAGGAGCCUGAACCAGGCUCCGUUGCCCAUACAGCGCUGUCAGCACUUUUCUUCACCAAGCCAUCCCAUCUCGACGCAGCCAUGUUUCUCGCCGGCACCCUUUCCCCAGCAGCCUUGCAGAUGGCAGACACAACAAAACACCUCGAAUGGUCUGAACACCCCAAAACUAGUUCCUUUGCGAGCCACUACGAGCAACAACCCCGGCUGCAGCGCCAGUGCAUGGCCUAUUUGCGGUACGCAACGGGAGACGCAAGCGCCACAGGAACAGACAUUCUGACCUGUCUUGAGCGGCUCCGUGGGAGCAACGCACAUGUAGUUGAGGUAGGAGUGAAAUCCACCGCCCGAUGUAUCGCGCUGGCAAACCAGUAUCCCACACUACAGUUUACGGCGCAGAUAGACCAGUCUGCCAUGAUAAGUUCCCAACUGGGAGACAAGCGAUAUAAAGGCGAACAGCACCCCCGCGUCGUGUUGCAAACGCGUACCCCGGGGACAGUCCAACCUGUCCGUGAUGCGGCCAUUUAUCUUGUCCACCUGCCAUCACCCUCACCCCGUCUGUCAUCAGACUGCCUGGCUGCCCAAAUCAGUGCUGAGCUCCGGGCCCAUAUGGAUGUCUUGAGAAUAAAUCGCUCUGCCACGCUCGUGCUCACGCCGCGUCUGCUGCCAGAAAGCCGAACUGUCGGCCCUGAAGUAGAGGCCCUGGCGCGGACGCGAGAUCUUGCGUGGCUACAACUAACUAACGAUGGAGAGAUGGAGAUGUCGGGGUUUAUGAGUAUCCUGAACAACAUCAGUGACAGCACGGGCCGAUUAGUAUUGGCGAACAAAGUCCAGUCGUCCAGUACGGGGGCGGUGGCAUUGGAGGUUGUGUACCAGGCGUAUACCGGUAGCAUCCAUAAUUGUGGCGAUGUGGCAGGAAACUUGACACGGGAAUUGCUGUGA